Messenger RNA from Chaetomium strumarium, 1935 nucleotides. Its product is annotated as origin recognition complex subunit 2-domain-containing protein. Bases 146 to 1732 code for a protein of 528 amino acids. Gene Ontology annotation, molecular function: DNA replication origin binding. The record is from RefSeq and is a predicted model, not a curated record. Lineage: Eukaryota; Fungi; Ascomycota; Sordariomycetes; Sordariales; Chaetomiaceae. Gene Ontology annotation, biological process: DNA replication. Gene Ontology annotation, cellular component: nucleus; nuclear origin of replication recognition complex. The transcript has a single exon.
CUUGUCUUGGCAUCAGUACGUCGCGUCCCUGCACUUGAGCGCGUCUCAAUGAGGCAAGCGCAAAGAACCGUGCUGGUCAAAGUCAAACGGCCUGGACCAUGGCGUUUCUCAGCAACUAUCUGAUAUUGAGACUCAGGUGACACGAAUGGCGCGUAGGAAGGCUGCGGCGGAGGCGCCAGUACCGCGUGCCUCUCGAAAGCGGGAAUUCCCCGUCGACCCAUACGAGGUGCCCGACGAAAACGAGACCCCGAAACGGCGACGACGCUUAGAAGCCACAAGCACAGUUGAUGAAGGGACAAAUGGAGAGGAUGUUGCAGAUAACGACGAUGACGACGCUAUCCCCGAACCAAGUCCCGCCAAAAGGCGAGGGCGCCCGCCCAAUCCCGCGGCCGCGGGAACCCUAAACGGUCAGGCAACGACGCCUUCGACCAAGAGGCAAAGACCGGUCAACGAGACCCCGGUAAAGCUCAAUGGCAUGGACACACCAAGCAGACGGAAUAUUGCCGACAGGUCGGCCAGGAAAAAGAGCGCCAGAGCGCUUAUCGACCGCGUGAUAGGGGGAACGGUUAGUGAUGACGAGGUCGAGGAGGGCGAUAUUGCGCGCGAGAUCUACGAGUCUAGCGAGGAUGAAGAGGAGAAAGCAGAUGAGCGAGGAGGCGUGGAGGGAGAUCAGGAGCCCACAACGCCAUCGAAAUCUCCAGGGCGGAAACGCGGGGUGGCAGCCCGGAAGCGAUCGCCAACACCGCCUCGGGAUCUUCCCCCACAUGAGCAGUACUUCUACCAGAACAAACCCGGCCUGGCCAAGACAUCUAACAACAACCUGUCGUCCCUGAACCUCCUCACACACGACGAGUACUUCUCCGUCCUCCGCCAACUCGAAAACCCCCACGCCUCCGACGUUGACUUUCUGCAGUCCCUCCACGCCGAGUCCUUCCCGCAAUGGGCCUUCGAGCUCUCCCAUGGCUUCACAACUUGCCUCUACGGCUACGGAUCCAAGCGCCGACUAUUGCACAGCUUCGCCACUUAUCUCUACUCCCAGAAUCCCGCCCACAAAAUCGUUAUCAUCAACGGCUACGUCCGUACCCUAACAACCCGCGACAUUCUCUCCACACUAAGCGCCGCUCUCCCGUCCCUUUCCUCUCCCGGCACUGGCGGCGGCGGCAGCAGCAGCAACAGCGUCGGCAUCAACCAUUCCAACACCCUACAAGCCCUCGUCUCCUCACUCUCCACCAGCACCCCGCCAACAACCCUGACCGUGCUGAUCAAUUCCCUCGACGCGCCGCCCCUCCGCAAACCAGCCACGCAAACCCUCCUCUCGCAGCUCGCCUCCCACCCGCAGAUCCGCCUCGCCGCGACAGCUGACACGCCCGACUUCGCGCUGCUCUGGGACGCCGGCCUGCGCGCGGCCUUCAACUUCCUCUUCCACGACUGCACCACCUUCGCGCCCUUCGCCCCCUGCGAGCUGGAGGUCGUGGACGAGGUGCACGAGCUCCUGGGCCGCAAGACGCGCCGCGUCGGCGGGAAGGAAGGCGUUGCUUUCGUGCUGCGGAGUCUUCCCGAGAAUGCGCGCGCCCUGUUCAGGUUGUUGGUCGGCGAGGUCUUGGCUGCCAUGGAGGAAGGCCAGCAUGCCGGGGAGGAGGUGGCGGUCGAGUAUAGGAUGGUGUAUAACAAGGCCGUGGAGGAGUUCAUCUGCAGUUCCGAGAUCGCGUUUCGGACGCUGUUGAAGGAGUGAGUCCUUUUUUAGUCCCCUCCUCCCCAUCCCUUUCUCUCCCUUUCUCGAGAAGGGUGGGGAGGAGGGGAGAUUCUGAUAUGUGAGGACGAUUGGAUGCUGACUAUGGUUGUCUCCCCAUAGAUUCCACGACCACCAGAUCAUCACCAGCCAUAAGGACUCCCUUGGCACCGAGCUGCUGAGCCUCCCCUUUAGGAAAGAGGAGC